Suillus bovinus is the source of this 2096-nucleotide messenger RNA. RefSeq lists its product as uncharacterized. The transcript is spliced from 2 exons. The record is from RefSeq and is a predicted model, not a curated record. NCBI's taxonomy places the organism in Eukaryota, Fungi, Basidiomycota, Agaricomycetes, Boletales, Suillaceae. The coding region runs from base 43 to 1716 and encodes 557 amino acids.
CUGCAUUUUAAAUAUCAGUGCUUGUAGCUACGGACAACGAGAAUGGCCCCUACCAAGUCUCGAGAACCUCAACCCGCCAAAGUUACAUCCAAACUGAUAACCUCCAAGCCCGCUCCCCGUGAUACCAUUCGGUUGGGAGCCCAGCCUCAGAAAACUGAACCCAAGCCACCCGAUGUCACUGAGUCUGCGACAAAGCCACAGCAGGUUUACACUAAGAAGCACACACAUCGCUCUAGCAAACCUAUCAUUAACUGGUUUCAGCGCAAGUUAUCAGGUACUGUGAAGCCGAGCAGGAUUCCAGAUAACGCGUUUGUUCCGAGCAACUCACAGAAGCCCCCCAACGGCAAGAAUGGUACAAACGCGUCUCAUUCGAGGUCGAAUAGUCGUUCAGUAUCUUCUCCGUUGCCACAGCUCACACCAAGUUCAUCGCAAAGACAGGGAGUACCUGGAAAUGGCAGUCGAAAUGGUUAUACCGCGUCUCAACGGAAGACUAUUUCCCUAAAUGGAGAGGGUGAUUUGGAUACCGGUUUCAUACUAUCAGACGACGAAGAUCUUGACGCGUCAACUUAUCGUUCGUCACUAGCCCGCGACUCCUUUUGGUCUCCUGCAAGCGCUCUCGAAGCAGAUGAAGAUGCUUCUCUUCGGCCUCUCCCCCCAAGUUCACCUCCAUCUCCUUCAUUAUCCCACUCCUCUUCUUCAUAUCUAUCCAAUCCUCGCACCUUCAGAAGUAUUGCCGCAAGCACGAAACCAACAACAGUACUAAGCGUUGAUCUUGGUCCUGCCGGAGUAGGACACAUAGCACAAGUUCCUAUUACACCGGUUUCCCAAACCAAUCCUCGUUUUCAGCCCCAUGGACGGACAUCAUCUACCGGAACAAAUAGUGGGUUGAUAGGUAGUGGUGCAUCUGUUACCUUCUCUGCUCUCCCGCCAUCUCUUCAAUCAUCUUCUCGCCCGCCUUCCUCCCUGAAUUUCAGCUCAUCCACGCCGGUGUCACUAGGCCCGUCAUCUCACAUGCCUGGACUACAGGCCCCUCUGUAUACCGCGUAUCAUCCAAGGAACAAUCCUCGUCCCUCUUCUCCACCUAUGGAUAAUGCUUCCGUUUUGACCCUCGCUUCUUCGGCUUAUGCUAUGCCCGGCCAACGUUUAACAAUGGGAUUUAUGGGUUCAACUGCACUGUCGGGACUGAUCGGAGGUGGAGACUCGAUUUCUCAUUUAGAGGGCAGCUUUACCGGAGACGCAGAAGGCGACAUCAUGAGCCAGUUUGUGCUUGGAGAUGAUGAUCGCCAUGAUGCUGAUGUAGAACGCGACGUAGAUGCCAGCGUGCGUGCUCUUCGUCCACGGAGCUCACGGAGAGGAAGUUGGGAUAGUGAGGUUAGUGGGUGGAGUGCUAGGGUUCUAGGAACGGGUGGCCCCAUAAGCAUGGGUAGCAAGAGCUUGUGGACAAACAAUAGUGCUAAAACUGGCGGACCUUUGAGCGUGGAUGAUGAAGAAGUCACCGGUGGUCUGGAAGCCUCACUGGAGGAAAAGGAUUCUUCAGACGGACCAGAGCAAGUCGACGUGUCCCCACCUGAUACGCCUGCUGCAGGUGACGGAUACGACUCGACCAAGGAAACGGUGGUUGAUCGAUCCUCCGAAUCUGUUGAUAAUGUUCCUGCUACCCUUGGCCGGACUUCAGGAUCCGUAGCAAUUCGCGAGCUUUCCCUGGUGGAAACCUAAGAAUACGUGGGAGGUAAUAUCGAUUUCACUCUUGAUCACUGAGAGCUGCCAGGGUGAGAUACAAUUACAAUCUGGUGUCACCGCAGCUUUCCUUCUUGCUACCUUAUGUAUGUUCUUCGUUCAUGUUAUACACUGCAGUUACCACUCUCCUUGACGUUGUUCUAAUCAUCAUUGGCAUGCGUAUUAUCACACUCAUUUACAUAGCUCUGCAUCUCAUUCUGUCGUCUUAUCAGAUUUAUUGUACGCAUUUGCUCGCUACCCGAUGGAAGUAACCAUACAACUCGUAAGAUACUCCCGAAUCUCCACUGCAUACAAGAUCAACAUAGUACAAAUGGGAUGCAACUUGACCACAAUACUCAAUACUGAAUAGCUAGUUCAGG